AUGCCGAACUGCGGUGAAUGCGCCAACGCCAGCAGAAGUAAGCCAGCGUUUGCAGAGCCGCGCGUUGAGUUGGCCCCUCGUGCAGGUUUGACCACGAAUUCGACCUAUCUCAUCAACGCGUCCGCCAACGUGUCUGCGGCGGCCAACGUCACGCCAGAGACGGCGGCCCAGAAUUUCUCUAACGGCACAGACGUCGACGACAAGAGGUCGCUGCUGUCGCUGUCCGACCUGCGGAACGGCACCCUGCCCGCCGCUGAUGCAGGCGGCGUGGUGGCGCUCGCGGCAGUGGCAGGCGCGGGCGCGCCGGCAGCCGCGCGGCAGCUGCUGGCGGUGGCGGCGGCGGGCGCGGCAGGUGUGGUGGUGCUGGUGCUCUCCGUCUCCGCCGUGCGCUGGGGUGCCGCGCAGGGCCGCGCGUACGACUCCCGCUUGAUGCAGUACAUCUCGCUAUCCUGGCAAGUCCGACGGCGAGGAGGACGGCGGCGCCGCCUGGCGGCAGAUCUUGCUGCCCGACCUGGAAGGUCACCGGACAGGAGCCGCCUGCCGCGACGGCCGGGAGUGGCUGCCCCUGGAGUGAGGGAGGGCCCU
This is a messenger RNA of Prorocentrum cordatum, 585 nucleotides long. NCBI's taxonomy places the organism in Eukaryota, Dinophyceae, Prorocentrales, Prorocentraceae. The record is from the annotation of a GenBank genome assembly.